CUCACUAUUUCCAUCAUCAAUUUACACUCAAUAAUCCGACAUAAUAAAACCCAUCAUUUGGGUUCAGACCCAAAAAAAUCAUCACUCUGAGAAAAAAACCUACACACUACAAGUUACACAGUUACAAUAUUUCAACUUCUUCUUCAUCAGCAAUGUACAAAAACAAGCUUCAAGAGCUAUGCCAGAAGAAAUCAUGGUGUUUACCGGUAUACGACACCACAAGAGCCGGACCACCGCACAAUCCUCUUUUCACCACUACCGUUACCGUCAAUUCCAUCCCUUUUACUUCUUCAACACCCUCGCGAACCCUUAAGCUGUCCCAAAACGACGCCGCCUUUCUCGCGUUUAAUCAUUUCUCUGAACAAAACCCUAUUUCUCCGCCGUUUCUUCCUAAUCUAUCUACUUUUCCUCAACCUAGCUUCUCCGGUUCUCUCAAUGCAGCACUUUCGCAAGGUUCACCUGUUCAAAGCCCUAAUGUUGGUAACACACUUGCCACUAACAGAGUGCUGCAACCAAGUUCAGAACCAGCAUGCCAAACUCCUCGGAUCAAUAGCCCCGUCCCAACUGUUACAGAUGUCCCGGAAGCACAUGAUCUGAAAAUUAUGAUUCACUUGUACAAGAAUCAGCUCCAAAACUAUGCACAAAAGAGAAACUUAAGUCUUCCGGAGUAUGCUCCUGAGUGGGAGGGUCCACCUCAUGCCAUGCGUUUCGGAUGCAAAGUUACAAUUGAUGGACAUACCUUCCAGAGUCCUAAGUUCUAUUCUACAUUGAAGGAAGCUGAACAUGCAGCAGCUGAAAUUGCUUUUAAAUCAUUAUCACCAAAUGGAGUUCAAGAGGAUGAUAUUGGGGUAUACAAGAAUCUUUUGCAAGAGUUAGUCCAAAAGGAAGGAUCUAAAUUGCCUGUAUAUAGUACCAAUAAAUCUGGCGAGGCUCACAAGCCUAUAUUUACCUCACAAGUGGAGGUAGAAGGGGUGGUAUUUACUGGUCAGGAAUCUAAAUCCAAGAAGCAGGCAGAGAUGACUGCAGCCAAGGUUGCUUAUACAACUUUGAAAAAACGUAAAGCUCAUGAUGGACAAGCUCCUGAGUUUUCAUCUAACUGCCCAAAGGAAAAUGUCAUAACUGGUCUGCAACACCAUUCAAAUGGAGAAACAUCUGUAAGCCCUGGAUUAGUCAUCCAGAAUUUACCUAACAAAGUUAAAGUGGAGAAAACAUCGCCUUCAUCUGGAGAUACAAAUGUCUUCUCAGUAGUUUCUUCCUCAACAGAGUGCAAGCCUAUUCCUUCAUUCUUCGACGGCGGCAAUGUUGAUUUUGGGACAAAUAAUAUGUCAACUGCAGUAGACGACGACACCCCUUUGCGCCCAAAAAAGGUCAUUGUUUAUUCAAAAAAGACAAAUGUUGGUAUCGAAAGUGGUGGUGCUUUGAUGCAGAUCAGCGAUGACAAAUGGGCUGCUUUCUCCUAUUCUCAUUAAGAUGAUUGAAAGCUGCAGGCCCCAGGCUUCUUGUCUGAAUGGUAUUUUGUUGCUCAAAUGUAUUCUUGUAAAAAGUGAAUUGGGAUAAUCAACUUGGGAUUAAUGCUUAUAAGCACUCUGAUAAUUAUAAUUUUGUACUUUUUGUUUGCUUGAAGACUUAAUAGCAAGCUGGCUCACUGAGUUAUAUUAUACA
This is a messenger RNA of Lathyrus oleraceus (garden pea), 1662 nucleotides long. Its product is annotated as double-stranded RNA-binding protein 6. The coding region runs from base 153 to 1469 and encodes 438 amino acids. The transcript is spliced from 6 exons. The record is from RefSeq and is a predicted model, not a curated record. Lineage: Eukaryota; Viridiplantae; Streptophyta; Magnoliopsida; Fabales; Fabaceae.